Messenger RNA from Capronia epimyces CBS 606.96, 642 nucleotides. RefSeq lists its product as uncharacterized. The annotation marks the transcript as partial. The transcript is spliced from 4 exons. The record is from RefSeq and is a predicted model, not a curated record. Lineage: Eukaryota; Fungi; Ascomycota; Eurotiomycetes; Chaetothyriales; Herpotrichiellaceae.
GACAAGGUCCCGGAAGACGCCGUUGGCGAGAUCCUGUGUUUGGGAAGUGUGAAGGACAAGGUAUACGUCGACUGUUUCACUAUCCAACCAAACACUGCGAGCGAAAGCUGCAAGCGAAUUCGCCCAGGCCGGUGGUUGUUUGGUAGCUGCUCUGGUAUUUGGAGCAAGCCCUAUAGCUGCCACCAGCAAGCUGAUUUUCGUUACCACUGGACCGGAGGGUGCUGUCAAGCCCAUUGCACCAUAUCUCGAAACAAUAGACCACUCCAUUUUUGCAAUGGGCGAAGAUAAGCAUCUGGUUCAACUGCUCAGCUGGAUUAUGAACGUUUCCCUCAUCUCUUUCAUGGGGGUGAUUUCAGAAGCGCACGGCUUUGCCGAGAAAAACAGGCCAAGGCAAUCUAACUCGAGACAGUGAUUGGCGACAUGUUUCGACCUGUGUUGGAGUCAUGCUUGAAACGACUGACGGAUGGAGCUCUGCUCCGCCUAGUGGAAAGGCAGGAUCUGAUGUCAGCCUUGCCCUGAAAGAUUCGCGCCAUGCGUUGAGCUGCGACAGGGCAAUAGGUAUAAAUAUGGAGGCUGACGAGCUUCUUUAAGCAUAUGGAGGCAUCUGUAACAGCCCCCGAAACCGGUGGUCGUGCCCUUGAC